GAGUCGCCUGCUCUCCCGCGCGCUGCCAGGAUCGCGGCCGAUUAUGUGCGCCCGUGGCCGAUCGCUAACGACGACGGUCGCGCGCGGCUGACUCCUCUCGGUCGUUGCUGCGUUGCUCUGCUCGGCGAGGACAAUAGCGAGCCGCGCGACAUGAAGCGCCGCUCUGGCUCCGCGACGCUCAUCUUCCUGCUGCUGCUGCUACUGCUCCUGAUCGAGGCGCGCCAUCAUCAUCGUCGCGGCGGCGGCGGUGGCCACAAGCCCGACGGCGACAUGACUCUCUGGAUUGAUCGCCAGCAAAUCAAGAUGUUUAGCGGUGUCGAGAUGGAAAUCUACGCGAUCGACGAGGGUCGUGUGGUGCCAUACCUGCUGGAUCCCGACUUCGAGACCAAGCUGCCGAUCAUACCCAACGAGGUGUCGUACGUGAAUUUUACCUGGAAGUCCGGCGCCAAGAGGUACUUCUACAACUUCUUCCUGCUCAAGUCCUUCAACGAGUCCAUAUUGAAAACGCCCUCGAUCACCAUCAAGAAGAAGGGCCGUGUGCCCAAACGACAGAAAGAGUUCAGCGUGCUACUACCGUGCUCGGGUAACAAUUCGGGAGUGGCGUCGUUCGGGAUCGGUCUGAUGAUCGAGACGCGCAAGAACAAGCCACUGAACGGGACACCCCUGCGGCUGAGCCUGAGAAAAGAAUGCGCCGUGCGCGGUGAGUGCGUCAAUCGCGCCCACGAUCACCACCACCUGUCCACCACUCGCACAUACAAACCUAAUCCGGGGCCCUGUCCUUACGGAUACAUGGGACCACCUCACUGCAAAAAAGCUCUGUGUUAUCCGAACUGUAUGAACGGGGGUAACUGCACAGCUCCAGGAGUUUGUUCUUGUCCACCGGGAUUUCAAGGACCUUACUGCGAAGGAGGUAUUUGCGCAGAAAAAUGUUUAAAUGGUGGUAAGUGUGUUCAAAAAGACACAUGUGAAUGUCCUAAAGGCUUUUUUGGACUGAGAUGUGAAUUUUCAAAAUGUGUGAUUCCUUGCGUAAAUGGUGGAAAGUGCAAAGGCAAUAACAUAUGUCGUUGCCCAACUGGCUUCAAAGGCAAUCAUUGUGAAAUUGGCAGAAGGUCACCUCAACGCUCAGCUUGUACAAAGCCCUGUAGGAAUGGUACAUGCCAACCAGACAACAAGUGUCUUUGUGAACCAGGAUGGUUUGGGAAAUUGUGCAAUAAGAAUAAACCUUGGGCUUGAAAGGCUAAUCAAUGCCAUGUUGCGGUAUAUUACUUAUCUCUCAGUGAUAAAUGCUUCUUAUAUCAAAGAAUGAUCCAUUGAGUUGUAGUAAACAAAAGAUGAAUUCAGUAUUAUUUUUGAAAAAAAACUGUUUUUUUAACUAAUGUGAUAUGUACAUUUCUAUGUUUGAAUGGAAGAAAUUAACGUUAGAUGUAGUUUUGAAUGCAAAUUAUACAUUGUUUUUGAUACCGCAACAAGGAAAUGACAAACUCGUAUGGUUAACUGUGGAACGUACCCCACCAGAGAUGUGAUAUGUAAAGCUGCUU
Molecule: messenger RNA, 1538 nt
Organism: Phymastichus coffea
Lineage: Eukaryota; Metazoa; Arthropoda; Insecta; Hymenoptera; Eulophidae
Gene: shf
Product: protein shifted-like
Exons: 6
Coding region: 151-1233 (360 amino acids)
Biological process (GO): anatomical structure development
Cellular component (GO): extracellular region; cell surface
Molecular function (GO): signaling receptor binding
Source: RefSeq, a predicted model, not a curated record